Messenger RNA from Candidozyma duobushaemuli, 2016 nucleotides. RefSeq lists its product as uncharacterized. Gene Ontology annotation, cellular component: endosome; vacuolar membrane. Gene Ontology annotation, molecular function: siderophore-iron transmembrane transporter activity. The transcript has a single exon. The record is from RefSeq and is a predicted model, not a curated record. Gene Ontology annotation, biological process: intracellular iron ion homeostasis; transmembrane transport. NCBI's taxonomy places the organism in Eukaryota, Fungi, Ascomycota, Pichiomycetes, Serinales, Metschnikowiaceae. Bases 1 to 2016 code for a protein of 671 amino acids.
AUGCCUGAAAAGACCCAGCCUGCGUCUAACGACGACAGAAGCUCUUCUAACAACAGCAGAUCCAAGGGUAUUGACCAGAAGGCCGAUUACUUCCAACGGGUAUCCAGUGAAUCCACCACCGGAUCAGAGGAGGUGGACCCACUCAAGAAGUCCUUUGGUAUCAGAAAGGCUGAAUUACAGACUAAGCAGUAUGACACCCGUCUUCUCAAGGGUAUCUACUUCUUCACCAUCUUCAUUUGUAUGUACAUCAACACCAUCGAGGGUAACGCCUUGGACGUUUUUGUCGGUUAUGCAACUGAGUCUUUCAAGCAGCACUCCUUGAUGAGUACCAUUGGUAUCAUCAGAAGAGUCAUUGCUGCUGCUUCCUUGCCUGCCUAUGCCAGAUUGUCUGACAUCUUUGGUCGUCUUGAGUUGUUUGCCAUAUCUCUUAUCUUCAGAGUUGUCGGCCUUAUUGUGAUGUCUCAGGCGACUGACAUUAAUCGUUACGCUGGCGGAAUGGUUAUCUACUCGAUCGGUACAUCUGGUGCCAGAAUCUUGUGGCAGAUUAACUUGUCGGACGCAUCCACUUUGAAAAACAGAAUGUUGGCCAUCUGUAUUUUGAACCUUCCUUCCAUUAUCAACACCUGGGCAUCUGGUCCUAUCGUGGACAGUUUGAUCGAGAGACACGAUUGGAAGUUCGGUAUUGCCUUGUGGGCUUUUACCUUCCCAUUGGUUGUGUCACCAUACAUGCUUUGUGCUCUCCAUAUGAGAAUCAAGGCUGGAAGAACCGAUGAGUGGAUGGAAAUCACCAACGAGGAAAACGACUAUGCUAUCUCCAAGAGCAACAGAGUCAGCCGCUACGAGGAGCUCAGAAAGAGCGGAUCCACCGGUUUCAUGUUCAACAUCAAGCGUUAUUCUAGUUAUAUUGGUUUCUGGUUUUACGAGACUAUCUGGAGGGUUGAUUUCAUCGCAUGUCUUCUCAUCAUUGCUAUCUUUGGCUUCAUUUUGGUCCCAUUGACAUUGGCAGGUGGAACUUCCCUGAAAUGGGCUGAGGCUCAGACAAUUGCUCCUUUGGUUAUUGGCUUCUGCCUUAUUCCGGUGUUCAUUGUGUGGGAGAUGAAGCUCGCAAGAAGCCCAUUGAUUCCAUUCCCCUUGUUGAAAGACAGAGGUAUCUGGGCUGCGUUCACCAUGGGUGUGCUCUACACUUUUGCCGGUGGUAUGCCCAAUUCGUAUGCUUAUCCCGUGUUGCAUGUGGGAAUGAACGCCAGUAGGGUGGUUGCCACAAGAACACCAUUGUUGCUUCACUUUGUGUGGGCUUUAACUAUGCCCGUGGUUGGUUUUGUCGUUUCGAAGGUAAGAAGAACCAAGAUGUUUAUCUUGUUUGGUGUGAUGAUCUGGUUCGUUGCAAUGGGUGUGUUCUUGCACUUCAGAGGUGACAAUGACGGUCUUCGUGGUAAGUACUACCGUGAUGGUGUUGCCGUUGGUUUUGUGUUGCUUGGAUUGGGCCAGGGCUUCUUCACCAGACUUGUGUCGAUUUCUGCCCAGACUUGCACAAAUCACGAGUACAUGGCUUCUGUUACUGCCUUGUUUGCUGCAAUUUACCAGCUUGGUGGUGCCUUUGGAAGGUGUGUCACUGGUGCUAUCUGGACACAGACCAUGUAUCACAACAUCAGACAAAACAUGAUUGACCGUGGCGUUGACCCAUCUUUGGCAGAGAAGGCUUACGAGGCUCCUUACAAGUUUAUCAAGGAGUACACUUGGGGUACCACUCCCAGAAUUGCCGUGGUUUUGGCAUAUGCAGAUGUUCAGAGAAAACUUUGUAUCGCCGGUCUCUGCAUUUGUGUUGCUGCAUUGAUAAAUGCUCUCUUCUUGAGAGACCACCGUCUUGCUAAUGCCCAGUCUUUGGAGGACACUGACGAGGAGCAGGCUCUUGCUAAGCAAGAGAACAAGGGCAAGAUUGUCUUUACGAACGAUGACGAUCCUAUCUUCAGAUUCAUCAGGAAGUGUUGGAAGAAGGUGACGCCUCAAUUAUCAUGA